AUGAUGUCCGUGGCAGGCCCUCCGCACCUCCCGACGCGCUCGCCAGAUGCCGUGGUGCACGCACAUAAGUUAGGCACACCUUUGACCGAGAACCUUGCGCCGGCAAACCCGCUACUCGCCGCUCCGUCCAGUCAGCUGAACAGGGCAGGCAGUCAGUCGCUGGCAGCGCGUGCACCGGUGGACCCCACCCCCAGUGCGGCGCCCGCUUUAGAUGUCGCUACUCUUCUACGACACGCACUCGUCCGCGACUUGAUUCGCGAGAAUGAGGGGAUGUUGAUGGAGCUGGCAGGGCUUCGGGAGACAGAGAAGCACUGGUGUGGAACACAGCUGCGCCUUGUAGCGCUGGAAGAGAGUGCUGCUCGCGCAGAACUCAAGGCAGGGGAGUCGAUUGCGCGUGGGGUGUGGGUCACCCGCGCCCACGCCUUCCUCGCAGCGUACGUGCAGCAGUUGGAGCAGCAACUGACCAAUGAGGCAGCAGAGGCGGCGGAGCUGCGGGGAUUCGCCGAGCUGGCGCAGGCGCAGCUGGCGAGGAGCUCACAGCCCUCGACGCAGGGUGUGACACUAGAGAAAGACAAGUACAGGUCACCACCUACCAAGGCACAGCGAGGCAGCAGAAUAGCUGACGUGGAUACUGACAGUCAGCGCGCCAGCCUCGAAGAGAUCACAAAUGUCCGCGGGUCAGUGAAGCGGCUGCGCAGCGUAGAAAGUAGUGACGGCGGCAGCACUCCCCUUGGCCCACCGCGGCGCACGAGCAGUAGCCAAAAAAGCCCAGGUGCCCUCACAAAAGUGCGCAAAACGAUUCACUGA
This is a messenger RNA of Leishmania braziliensis MHOM/BR/75/M2904, 807 nucleotides long. RefSeq lists its product as hypothetical. The coding region runs from base 1 to 807 and encodes 268 amino acids. Lineage: Eukaryota; Euglenozoa; Kinetoplastea; Trypanosomatida; Trypanosomatidae. The transcript has a single exon. The record is from RefSeq and is a predicted model, not a curated record.